Molecule: messenger RNA, 900 nt
Organism: Prosopis cineraria
Lineage: Eukaryota; Viridiplantae; Streptophyta; Magnoliopsida; Fabales; Fabaceae
Product: glutaredoxin-C13-like
Exons: 2
Coding region: 376-681 (101 amino acids)
Cellular component (GO): nucleus; cytoplasm
Source: RefSeq, a predicted model, not a curated record
AACUUGUCGAGCGCCCAGUGUGAUAAACUAACUGUGGUCUUUACCUCCCAUGGGUUGCUUUAGUUGGGCAUCUAAAAAGCACAACCUCUUUUAGACGUGCUUUGUUCAAAGACACAGGUCUCUGCUAUAAGCUGUCCCUAUAAAUAGUCUAGUACACUAGCUCAUUUCAAAUGACCCCGAGCAUCGAUCAUAUAAUUUUCUAUAUAUUUCCCCACUCCUGCUCCUUAGACAUCCAACCCCAACACAAACCAUUGGAUCGAAUUCAGCUUUUGGAUUCGGUCUGAUGGUUUUGGAGUUCUAGUGAGUCUAAUUAAGAAUAACAUUUGUAAAUAUUCAGAAGAAGGAGGGAAGUACGCGCGUGGUUGAAUAAGAAAGAUGGACAAGGUGAUGAGGCUGGCAUCAGAAAAUCGGGUAGUGAUAUUCAGCAAGAGCUCUUGCUGCCUGUGCUAUGCGGUGAAGAUUCUGUUCCAGGAGCUGAAGGCAAACCCUGAGGUUCAUGAAAUCGACCAAGAGCCUGAAGGCAGGGAAAUGGAGAAAGCCCUACUGAGGCUGGGCUGUCCUGCUCCUGUCCCGGCCGUUUUCAUCGGAGGGAAGCUCGUGGGGUCCACCAACGAAGUUAUGUCCCUCCACCUAAGCGGCCAGCUCGCUCAACUCCUCAAAACUCCUCAAUCGAUCUCUUGAAUUGAUCACUCAUCUCCUACCUUAAAUGGAACAAUAAAUUGCACCCUUCACCAGGCUAGUCAUCUUAAUCAGUAUUGAAUGAGUAGCCUUCCCAGUCUCGUGUAUGUUUCCAGUGUUUUAACAUUCUAGCAUUUCAUUAGUUAUAUAUAAUAAUGUAAUCCCAUAUUUAUAUGUAUGUAUGUAUCUGUAUUCUCAAUGAAGUUUGAUCCAUUUUAUGUA